GUCAAUUCGCCCCACCUUUUCUUUACUGCUUCCUUCCUGCAGCUCGGCUUUCUCUCUUUGUUCGUGGGACGUCACCAGCUUGGGUUGAGUGUUUGUAUACCCAUUGUUGUUUUCGUUGGGGUUCACCUUCACAUCGCGCCAGGCGCGCUCACCCUUGUGCGAUCGCACGACAUCAUACCCUUACGUAUUUCAGAUAUCAACGAGUAUUUGAGUAGUCCAUAAGGAGACACCCCCAACACCACCCACAUUUCCCCAAGACAGUGAAUUCUUUCACUACCGACUACCUUCCCCUCAUAAAGCAAAGAAAUGCCAUACGGUACCGAGCCUGUGAGAGAGCAAAAGCUCCAGGAGAGCCUCCUAACUCUUUUCAGGGCGGAAGCGUUGGCCAGGGGUAUCGAAGAACCCAUAGGCCACGAGCAAGUUAAGUCCUGGCUAAGGUUCGUCGUGCCCGAGAUUGAGGGGGCCUUCGGUGUCCCGGUAUACACAGCUCAGGAGGAGAUGCUCGCGAGGGCGCUCGACGAGAUAAGAAGAAUAUUUUCCCAGUUGGGGGAAAGCCCUGAUAAGGUUCUCGGGUACGUUUUUACAGGUAAAAGGGGUGGGAGCAGGGCUCAAUAAUGCGCUCGGUGGUAUCAGGGGCACCCUGCGGAACCUAGGUAUCGGUCUGGAGGGCAUUAUCCGUAACAUUCCGGCAGAGCAAUGUUAUGAAUGGCAUUGGUCCGUCUUUUAAUUGUUAUUAUUUCUAGGAGGAGGAGGAAGUUUCUCAAUUUGACACACAUUUUGAUGUUUCCAUUUUAGUGUCUUUCACUUUUACUCAUGCAGGGGCUCCGGUAUCCCCCAGACUCUUUUGUUUUACCUCAAUUUGCCUGUUUUGCCUUCCGGUUUGCGCAUCAGGCCAUUCCAAUCGUUUAUCUACUUGUACGGUACAGUACCUGGACGUUGAAAUCCUAAUUCUGCUCUAGAGUCCUUGGCAAAGAGUCCUUCGAACUCGCUGCGCAAAGGCUCAUGAUCUGCGGUGCGGGUUACCUUAGACUAGUUUCCUAACGGGUGAGAUGAAGUCUCUGUUGGGGAGUCUUUCUUUUCCUUCUUUUUUUUCCCCCAUUGAGUGGGUAGGUGUUGUGUUUUAGCCAAGUACU
This is a messenger RNA of Tuber melanosporum (Perigord truffle), 1133 nucleotides long. RefSeq lists its product as uncharacterized. The record is from RefSeq and is a predicted model, not a curated record. Bases 307 to 615 code for a protein of 102 amino acids. The transcript has 3 exons. Lineage: Eukaryota; Fungi; Ascomycota; Pezizomycetes; Pezizales; Tuberaceae.